AUGUCGAAACUCGAACCGAUAUAUCAGCAGCUGUGUUCUCCUCUAGCUUCCGAGCUUCUCUCGAUCCAUCCGAACGACCUGGCAGCUUCUGGCUUUCAGCUUCCUGGAAUUUGGAAGGGUUGGUGGGAAUGGGCUACAUCAAUAGAUGAUGAAAACACACCGUACUUCCCAAGGUGGAUGUCGAUUCUCCAUUACUAUUCUGCGACGCCCGAUGACCAGCGGACGGGGAACCAAGUCCCGAGUAAUAAAUCUUCAGUGGGCUUGCUUUGUGAUGAUCGGCGCAUCCCGCCCGAUUUGAAAGUGCUCAUCGAUGACACUGUCCGCAUCCAGUUGAAUAGAGAUCGUAUUUCCAUCGGGAACACCUCCGAGUCAGGGAAUGCUCAUCGAUCGUAUGGAAUGUCACCAAAAAAAGAGCACGAGGUCUCCAGGAUGUCAGGAUACAUCGACCAACUUUUAUGCCCAGGUUCUACGGAUACACUAAGUCAUGUUGUUGAUGUGGGUUCAGGACAAGGAUAUCUGUCUCGUGCGCUUCAGAAUUUAGGUUUCCAUGUGCUGGCUCUUGAUUCCAAUGAAAUCCAGACCUCUGGGGCUGAGCGCUGGAAAGCAAAAGAAGCGGCAAGAAGGCAGAAGCAGUUUAAAAGGGGAAAUGACGUCCAGAGUUUGCCCGACUCACAGCAUCAUUGCAACGAUCCCCUUUUCCAAUCACACGUGGCAACCUCUGUGCCUUCGGCUUCCAUUGCCAGCAAAAACAUAAUACACAGCCGUACGGGUUCUCUUACCCAUCAGACUAUCUGCAUCAAUCCCCGUACACUUGAAUCAUCAAUUCAUGAUUGGCUUCUCUUCGGUGAAGACAACCAAAUCGCUGGUUGUACUAAUAUGAUCGGAGAUUUACUUGUCGAUAGGACUGAGCAACGCACACCUGAGGAGAAGCCGGUCCCUGUGAUGAUGGUUGCCCUUCACGCCUGUGGAUCGCUCACGCCUGAUGUUCUUCGCGUGUUCUUGUCUAAUUACCGUAGACCCUCAGCCCCCGGUAUUCGCAUUUGGACGGCGCAGGCACUCGUCGUAGUAGGAUGCUGUUACAACUUGAUGGCGUCUGAGGAUUUUCCGCUGUCACGGUCGCUGCGUGAGCGAGUCCCAGUAGCAACACUUCCCCUUUCCUCUCGCCACCUGGCUGCACAGAUACCAUCUCAAUGGCUCCGCAAUGAAACGUCUACUCGUGAAACAUCUCUGGCAAUACGCAAGGUCGUUUUUCGAGCCCUCCUUCAGCCUGUUCUUCAAAAAAUUGGUGCACUAGAAGCCUCCGCAAAUCAUACUGCAACCUCAUCAUAUGAUGUCGAAGAGCUCCGCGGCGUAGGUCAAACACCGGAAAAUAGGCGGUUGGGAAAGCUCCCUGAUGCUGCAUACAAGGACUGGGAAACAUUUCUGGAUCGUGCAACUUCGAAGAUUGGCGUUCGACUCGACCAGAUUGCAACACAGCUUCCUGUUUAUAUUCAUGACAAGCGUAGACGAAUGCAGUUGGAAAGUGCUUUGUCGGUAUUGCACGUGUUAAGGUGCAUCAUGGGACCUCUGAUAGAAUCCCUCAUCCUCCUUGAUAGGCAUGAAUGGAUUCGGGAAGAGUCGAGUCGAAGUAGUGAAACACAGGAAUCAAGCCCAAUGGACGUUGAACUGGUAAACCUGUUUGACCAGGCAACAGGAAGUGGAAGGAACGUAGCUAUUGUGAUCAAGCCUUGUGAAUGA
This is a messenger RNA of Suillus fuscotomentosus, 1737 nucleotides long. RefSeq names its product methyltransferase domain-containing protein. The transcript has 5 exons. The coding region runs from base 1 to 1737 and encodes 578 amino acids. Lineage: Eukaryota; Fungi; Basidiomycota; Agaricomycetes; Boletales; Suillaceae. The record is from RefSeq and is a predicted model, not a curated record.